UGAGCGGAAGUGGCAGGCAGACUCCCAUGGCAGGGUGCUUGAAGCUGGCGUGUGCUUCCCUCCAGCGUCAGGGCUUCCACACUGCAGGGUGUUACUACAAGGGCCGGACAGGUGCUGAGCACCUAUGGCUGAGUCGGCAUUUAAAGGACCCCUUUGUGAAGGCUGCGAAGGUGGAGAGUUACCGCUGUCGAAGUGCCUUCAAGCUUCUGGAGAUGAAUGAGAGGCAUCGGAUUCUGUGGCCUGGCCUCCGUGUGUUGGACUGCGGGGCAGCUCCUGGGGCCUGGAGUCAGGUGGCAGUGCACAGCGUCAAUGCCACAGGCAGAGAUUCCAGCUCUCCUGUUGGCUUUGUGCUUGGGGUGGAUCUUCUUCACAUAACUCCCCUGGAAGGAGCAACUUUUCUGUGCUCUGCUGAUGUGACUGACCCGAAAACCUUGCAGAGGAUCCUAGAACUGCUUCCUGGGGGGCGGGCAGAUGUGAUUCUGAGCGACAUGGCACCCAAUGCCACUGGGAUCCAGGAACUUGAUCAUGACAGGCUUAUCGGCAUGUGCCUGUCACUUCUGGACAUGGCUUCAGUUGUCCUGCACCCAGGGGGAACACUGCUUUGUAAGACCUGGGCUGGAAGUCUAAGCCAGCAGUUUCAGAAGAGAUUGACAGAGGAAUUCCAGAACACAAGAACUGUGAAACCCAUGGCCAGCAGGAAAGAAUCAUCAGAGGUGUACCUCUUGGCCACACAGUACCGUAGAAGGAAGGGCUCUGUGAAGCCAUGAGAGGUCCUGCCAUUCUUAAAUGGAUGCUGGGUCUUUUUAAACUGUGGAUGUGGCCUGAGUGCUUUCCUGAGGAGUGGCUGGGAGCUUUGCUGUGACCAUGAAGGUCUUUGAUUUAAACCAAACAGAGAUGACAUACUAUAUUUAAGGGCCAUGAAAAAUGAUUAAAACCAGGUUUCUAUAUCAUGAUUUUUGCAGAGAAAGUUAUCAGGAGAAAGAUGUGGAGACUGAAGGAUGUAAAGAGAUGGGAGGAUAAAAAUGACUUGCUGAGACAGAGCAAGUAGAACUUUCUCAGUUUAUAGACUCUUAGCCUAGUACAAAGAAACAGGUGUUCCUUUACUGCUUUCGGAACACAAUACAUUGUUUCCCAGUUGUUAUUUUGGCUAUAUAGUAUAAAGUAGAAAAAUCUGAAAUUUCCAUCUGGGGAUUAAUUUCCAUCUUUUUGGUGAAUAAUCUGGAAAUACGUUCAAUCUUAAAACAGUGAGAACUCCCAGAGCAAUUAGGAGAGACAUUUGGUAUGGAUUUAUGCACGGAGUGGGUGUGCUUUGGUUUGUGCUAGAAGUAUGUAUUGCUGUAAUGUAGCAGGCUCUCAAGACUAUAAAUUGCAAAGCCAGCAAUGA
Marmota flaviventris (yellow-bellied marmot) is the source of this 1384-nucleotide messenger RNA. RefSeq names its product mitochondrial rRNA methyltransferase 2 (gene Mrm2). Gene Ontology annotation, biological process: RNA methylation. The record is from RefSeq and is a predicted model, not a curated record. NCBI's taxonomy places the organism in Eukaryota, Metazoa, Chordata, Mammalia, Rodentia, Sciuridae. Gene Ontology annotation, cellular component: mitochondrion. Gene Ontology annotation, molecular function: rRNA (uridine-2'-O-ribose)-methyltransferase activity.